This is a messenger RNA of Neocloeon triangulifer, 2127 nucleotides long. RefSeq lists its product as uncharacterized. The transcript has 6 exons. NCBI's taxonomy places the organism in Eukaryota, Metazoa, Arthropoda, Insecta, Ephemeroptera, Baetidae. The coding region runs from base 1 to 1953 and encodes 650 amino acids. The record is from RefSeq and is a predicted model, not a curated record.
AUGAAGACACUGGUCUGCGUUCUGCUCCUGGCCUCAGCAGUGUUUGCUGAGGACGCCAAGGAUGAGAAGAAGACCGAGAAGAGAGGUCUGGGUGGUUUGGGCUACGGCUAUGGUGGACUUGGAAGCUACGGUGGAAGCCUGGGAGGCUACGGAGGUGGACUCGGAGGAUAUGGCGGCAGCCUAGGAGGUCACGGCGGCAGCUUGGGAGGUUACGGUGGCAGUCUCGGAGGCUACGGGCUCGGAGGCGGCUACGGUCUUGGAGGAUCCAGCCUGGGACUUGGAUCUUCCUCCGGUUUGGGACUUGGAAGCUCUGGACUUGGUCUGGGCGGUUCUGGACUUGGAGGAGGCUACGGCUACGGCCGUUCCGAGCGCAUUUCUGGCAUCACCAUCCACCGCGAGGUCGGCGUGCCCGUUCCUCACCCCGUGCCCGUUCCCGUCGUGAAGAGGGUGCCCGUUGCCGUUCCUCACCCCGUUGCUGUGCCCGUCGACAGGCCCUACCCCGUCCACAUUCCCGUCAAGGUCCCUGUCCCCGUAGAAAAGCCCGUGCCCUACCCCGUUGAGAAGCCUGUGCCCUACCCCGUCCAUGUUCCUUACAAGGUCGCCGUGCCCCACCCUGUCGCCGUUCCUGUUGCCAAGCCUGUGCCCUACCCCGUCCAAGUGCCUUACAAAGUCGCCGUGCCCCAGCCGUACCCUGUUGAAAAGCCCGUGCCCGUUUAUAUCAAGGGAGGCCACCAAGACUCCUACGACUUGGGAAGCUACGGCAACUAUGGCUCCUACGGCAACUAUGCCUUGCUUUUGUUGGCCUUAAUCUGUGCGGCAUGUGCAUCGUCCGAAAACUGCGUUUAUGACGAAGAAGCUCGAACGGAACCCACAACCAGUUCAUCCCUGGAUAAAAGGACGAGGAGGUCGUCUGAACCUGAGGUGACCAUUCCGAAAAAGAAACUUUGUCCGCCAAAAGGAAUAAACAAUAGGCUUGGCAACGACCGUCCAGUGGAAGUAUUUUACACUCUGCGCGGCUUCUACCCUCACUACCCUGGUGUGCCAACUCUAAUUAGGGCAAGCACGCCAAUUAUCAAUCCACCCAUUGUGAACCAACCGAUCGCCAAUCCCUAUGCUCUUAAUGUAUGCACUUUGGCCGUUCUGGCGGUGGCUCUGGCCGCUGAAAAGCAACCCGAGAAGCGUGGAGUUGACUAUGGUGGUGGCGCCGAACUUGGGGCAGACUACUCCGGAGGCCUGGGAGGCGGUUCCGGAGGCGGUGGCCAUGGAGGCGGUUCAGGAGGUGGCGGACACGGAGAUCUGGGAGGUGGAUUUGGAGGCGGCUCAGGAGGCGGCGGCGGCGGACACGGAGGAGACGGUGGUGGAGAGUUCGGUGGUGGUGCCAUCGGAGGUGAUGGCGGCGAAGGACUCGAUGAUGGCACCGGACACGCCAAGGUUCAGGGCAUCACCAUUCAUAAGGUGAUCAAAAUCCCCAUUCACCAACCGGUGGCAGUUCCUCAGAUCCGCAAGAUCCCCGUUCACAUUCCCCACCCUGUGCCCUACCCCGUCGACAAGCCGUACCACGUCCAGAUUCCCAGGCCCUACCCCGUCCAUAUUGAGAAGCCAGUUCCCUACCCCAUUGAGCGACCUGUGCCCUACCCUGUGUACGUCAACGUCAAGGUUCCCCUGCACCACGACAUCCCCGUCCCCAUCAAGAAGAACGUGCCCAUCCCCGUUCAGAAGCCCGUUCCUUUCCCGGUGCACAAGCCUGUGCCCAUCCACAAACCUAUCCCGAUCGUCGUCAGUCUGGACAAGGCCCCCUCUGGUGGACACGGAAGCAGCGGAGGUGACUCUGGAUUUGGAGGCGGCUCAGGAGGUUACGGAGGCGGUUACGGUGGUGGAGCUGGAGGCGGCUAUGGUGGUGGCUCUGGAGGCGGCUACAGCAGCGGAGGCGAUUCCGGCUGGAAGGGCAAAUAAGCCUUGAGAAAAAAGGCCCGCCAGUGGUUGGCCCAAAACACCCAAAGUUCCCAAUGCUACUUGUAAGACUUAAAUGUAGAAAUCUGAAAUUUUUCUGUUUUCCAUAAUGCUGCAAAUUGUGAAUUUGCAUUGUCUGUGAAUCGAAUGAAAAAUAAAGAAUUGUGAUAUCUCAAA